AUGUCUCCUUCACGCAGAUGGCCAAGACUCACGACGAGGAAAACCUGCCGUCCCCAGACCCAGACCUAUUUGCCAUCCAGUAAUACCAAACUUCAAAAUCCAACACUUCAACCACAGUUAGAAAAUUAUAUUACUUCCUUCCAAGUGUCACUCACCCUACCCUUUGCACAACCGCAACCGCGCCAGUUUGACUCGUUCCUUUCAUCUGGUUACCUUUGUCGAAUCCUCGGCCAUUCUCGAUUCACUGCUAUGUGGCGCAAUCCCUCGACCAUGGACACAGCAAACAUAGUUCAUAGGCGAUGGGGGUUUCUCCUGGUGUAG
Molecule: messenger RNA, 321 nt
Organism: Pochonia chlamydosporia 170
Lineage: Eukaryota; Fungi; Ascomycota; Sordariomycetes; Hypocreales; Clavicipitaceae
Exons: 1
Coding region: 1-321 (106 amino acids)
Source: RefSeq, a predicted model, not a curated record